Molecule: messenger RNA, 10281 nt
Organism: Heterocephalus glaber (naked mole-rat)
Lineage: Eukaryota; Metazoa; Chordata; Mammalia; Rodentia; Bathyergidae
Gene: Ppp1r9a
Product: protein phosphatase 1 regulatory subunit 9A
Biological process (GO): actin filament organization; neuron projection development; calcium-mediated signaling
Cellular component (GO): cytoplasm; actin cytoskeleton; postsynaptic density
Molecular function (GO): actin filament binding
Source: RefSeq, a predicted model, not a curated record
AGCUCGUCUUUUCCCGUGCCACACCGGGAGCCGCAGCCCCUGUGUUAGGACUUCAGGUGCUCCUGGCACAAAGCUAGACUGCGACCUCCUACCUAGCGUUUGGCGUCACCUGCUCUCCCGGCCCUGCCCCGGGGGGCCGAGGGACUGCGCCCGAACCAGGCUUGUGAACCGGAUGCCUCUCAAAUGAACCUUUAGUGUUGCUUUGAAAAAGCCACUUUGUAACUCUUGACUGUGAAUAAUUUCCUCACACACCUGUUGGGCGGAUCGCUGACCGAGUAUGCCAUUUGAAAGGGCCUGCUGGUGACCAGAUAUUGGUGAUUAGAAAAGUGAAGUGUUUUUGUUUUUAUUUUUGUUUCCUGAGCAUUAUGAACAUUGACUUUUCACCCUUGAAGUAAAAAUGUUGAAAGCUGAGUCUUCAGGUGAACGGAGCACUCUCAGAAGUGCCUCUCCCCACAGGAAUGCAUAUAGAACUGAGUUCCAGGCACUGAAAAGUACUUUUGACAAACCCAAGUCAGAUGGGGAACAAAAAGCAAAAGAAGGUGAGGGCUCACAGCAGAGCAGGGGCAGGAAAUAUGGCUCCAAUGUCAACAGAAUUAAAAAUCUGUUUAUGCAGAUGGGUAUGGAACCCAAUGAGAAUGCUGCAGUCAUUGCCAAAACUAGGGGGAAAGGUGGAUCUUCAUCCCCUCAGAGAAGGAUGAAACCCAAAGAAUUUCUGGAGAAAACAGAUGGCUCUGUUGUUAAGUUGGAGUCCUCUGUCUCUGAACGAAUCAGUAGAUUUGAUACAAUGUAUGAUGGCCCCUCGUAUUCCAAGUUCACAGAGACACGAAAGAUGUUUGAGAGAAGUGUGCAUGAGUCAGGACAGAAUCACCGAUAUUCCCCCAAGAAAGAGAAGAGUGGAGCGAGCGAACCACAGGAUGAGUGGGGCGGGUCCAAAUCCAAUCGAGGCAGUACUGAUUCCUUGGACAGCCUUAGCUCCCGCACUGAUGCUGUCUCCCCGACUGUGAGUCAACUGAGUGCAGUAUUUGAGAACACUGAGUCCCCCAGUGCCAUCAGUUCUGAGAAGGGAGAAAGCAGUGAGUAUUCGGUGACUGGGCAUUAUCCCCUGAAUUUGCCGUCUGUUACUGUUACAAAUCUCGAUACCUUUGGCCACCUUAAGGAUUCUGAUUCUUGGUCUCCUUCGAACAAACACGAAGUUGAUACUGAGGAUGCUCAGAAGAGUAAUACAACUCCAAUAACAGAAGUGACUCCUAAGAGUGUAUCUCCAGCGUCAUUGCCUAGUGAAGAGACACAGCAGAGCAAGGAAGCCGAGGACUCCACAUCUAACCAAGAGACGCCGAGCAGAAUUGAUAAAGACAUUCCGGAAGAACCUUGUGCUGACAAUAAGGCAAUGCCAAGGUCUGCGAUCCUUUCACCACAAAAUGAACCUUCAGGAGGAGCUGGAGCUUAUUUGGUUGGGACUGAGGCAGCAAAACAACAGAGGAAAGAGCUUGCAACUGGUGGUCUCACCUCUCCUGAUGCUUCUACAUCCAGCUAUGGAAAAGAAGUACCUGAAGACUCCAGUAAUUUUGAGAGCUCCCAUGUGUACAUGCACAGUGACUAUAAUGUGUAUAGGGUAAGAUCCAGGUAUAAUUCAGACUGGGGAGAGACAGGCACUGAGCAGGAUGAGGAGGAAGAUAGUGAUGAGAACAGUUACUAUCAGCCCGAUAUGGAGUACUCAGAAAUUGUCGGAUUGCCAGAAGAAGAUGAAAUCCCAGCAAAUAGGAAAAUUAAGUUUAGUAGUGCUCCAAUUAAGGUUUUCAGCACUUACUCCAAUGAAGACUAUGACAGGAGAAACGAUGAAGUUGACCCUGUGGCCGCAUCUGCCGAGUAUGAACUUGAAAAGCGUGUAGAGAAGUUGGAGCUUUUCCCAGUGGAACUAGAAAAAGAUGAGGAUGGUCUUGGUAUAAGUAUUAUUGGAAUGGGUGUCGGAGCAGAUGCAGGACUUGAGAAGCUGGGAAUAUUCGUCAAGACAGUAACAGAUGGUGGUGCCGCCCAGCGAGAUGGCAGAAUACAGGUCAAUGACCAGAUCGUGGAGGUGGAUGGAAUCAGCCUGGUAGGCGUCACACAGAAUUUUGCUGCGACAGUUCUGAGAAACACCAAGGGCACCGUCAGAUUUGUUAUUGGGAGAGAAAAACCAGGACAAGUGAGUGAGGUUGCGCAGCUGAUAAGUCAGACCCUGGAGCAAGAGAGGCGCCAGAGGGAGUUGAUGGAGCAGCACUACGCCCAGUACGACGCGGAUGAUGAUGAGGUAACCAUGGAGGAUUUCAAUAAACCACUCAGACAGUCAGCACUGUGCCAUGAAAUUAUGGGGAACACUGUGGCUGAAUUGCAAGGAGUAUCUGGCAACUGCAAUAACAGUAACAACAAUUUCCUUAAGACAGGAGAAUACGCUACAGAUGAAGAAGAGGAUGAGGUGGGACCUGUGCUCCCUAGUGGUGACAUGGCCAUUGAAGUCUUUGAGCUGCCUGAGAAUGAAGACAUGUUUUCCCCAUCAGAUCUGGACACAAGCAAGCUCAGUCACAAGUUUAAAGAGUUACAAAUCAAACAUGCAGUUACAGAAGCAGAGAUUCAAAAAUUGAAGACCAAGCUGCAAGCAGCAGAAAAUGAGAAAGUGAGGUGGGAACUAGAAAAACACCAACUCCAGCAGAACAUAGAGGAGAACAAAGAAAGAAUGUUAAAACUGGAGAGCUACUGGAUUGAGGCUCAAACUUUAUGUCACACAGUGAAUGAACAUCUCAAAGAGACACAAAGCCAAUAUCAGGCCUUGGAAAAGAAGUACAACAAGGCAAAGAAAUUGAUCAAGGACUUUCAACAAAAAGAGCUUGAUUUCAUCAAAAGACAGGAAGUAGAAAGAAAGAAAAUAGAAGAUUUGGAAAAAGCACACCUUGUGGAAGUUCAGGGCCUACAAGUACGGAUUAGAGAUUUGGAAGCUGAGAUGUUCAGGCUACUGAAGCAAAAUGGGACUCAAGUUAACAAUAACAACAAUAUCUUUGAGAGAAGAACAUCUCUUGGUGAAGUCUCUAAAGGAGAUACCAUGGAGAACUUGGAAAUUAAGCAGACAUUUUGUCAGGAUGGCCUAAGUCAAGACUUGAAUGAGGCCAUUCCAGAGACAGAGCGCCUAGAUUCAAAAGCAUUGAAAACUCGUGCCCAGCUCUCAGUGAAGAACAGGCGCCAGAGGCCCACUAGGACAAGACUCUAUGAUAGUGUCAGUUCCACAGAUGGAGAGGACAGUCUAGAGCGAAAGCCUUCAGACAGUCUCUGUAACCACAUGCAUGUUACCAAAUCAUUCCCACCCAAGGGUCUGAGAACUUCUCCAGAAUCAGAUUCUGGUGUUCUACCCCUCACCCCAGCGGCUAGCCACACAUCCUUCUCAACUGACCACAUAGCUGAGUGUCAAGGACCGCCGCACCCAGAGGGGGAGCUUUUCUCCUCUGUCUGGGGAGGCACUUCACUUCCCUCACCUUCAAACUGUGACCAUGAUGCAGAAGACUCUCCUUGCAUCCAUCUGGCCGUCACCGAGAAAACACUACAAGAACAAGAUGAUGCCAAAUGUCCCAAAUCACCAAGGGCAUCCAGCUUGAUGGUACAAGGAGGAAAAAUUAAGAGGAAGUUUGUGGAUCUGGGGGCACCUUUGCAAAGGAAUUCCAGCAAGGGAAAGAAAUGGAAAGAAAAAGAAGCCAGUAGGUUUUCUGCAGGUAGCAGGCUCUUCAGAGGCAGGCUGGAAAACUGGAAGUCCAAGCCACACCCAAGAGCCCAGGUGGCCACCCAUUCCCCUUGCAUGCCUUUCUCGUGGUUUAAUGAAAGCCGGAAAGGAUCCUAUUCCUUCAGGAGCCCGCCUUCGCCUACAAGUCCCUUUCAGCCUUCUCCUGAGACUCUAAUUUCAGAUAAAACGAGGUCCAAGAAUUUUGCUUUCAAUGAUGACUUCAGCCCUAGCAGCACCAGUUCAGCAGACCUCAGCGGCUUAGGAGCAGAACCCAAAACCCCAGGGCUGUCUCAGUCCUUGUUGCUGUCGUCAGACGAGAUCCUUGAUGAUGGACAGUCUCCCAAACACAGUCAGUAUCAGAGUCGAGCCGUUCAUGAAUGGAGUGUGCAGCAGGUUUCUCACUGGUUAAUGAGCCUAAGUCUGGAGCAGUAUGUAUCUGAAUUCAGUUCCCAAAACAUCACUGGAGAGCAACUCCUGCUGUUGGAUGGAAAUAAACUUAAGGCUCUUGGAAUAACAUCAUCCCAGGAUCGGGCAGUGAUCAAAAAAAAACUGAAGGAAAUGAAGAUGUCUCUAGAGAAGGCUAGGAAGGCUCAAGAGAAAAUGGAAAAACAAAGAGAAAAGCUAAGGAGGAAGGAACAGGAACAAAUGCAGAGGAAGUCCAAGAAGGCGGAGAAGAUGACAUCAACUUCAACAGAGGGCGCUGGUGAGCAGUAAUAGAUACCCUCUUCCAGAGGGUGUGGAUGUUCAAGAGAAGUUCCACCUCUUCCUGCCUGCCUGGUUCUCCUCCAGAGGAUGAAGAAACUGAUGUUGGGGUAAUGCUGCUCUAGGCAGACUGAGGAACUGUGUGUUGAAUGACUGCGUUUUCUGCAAUAAUAAAAUGCACCCUUAAAUUUAUCCUCCUGAAAUAAGCCCAAGCCACCUUUGGUUUAUUAGCAAACCAGAAAUCUCAUUUAUGAGAGAUGCAAAGUCACUAAGUCUCUCUCCUCUCCUACUUAUCAACAUCCUGUCUUGUGCUGGGUAUGUUGUGCCACUUGGAGAACCUGCCAACUGGAGCACAGUUCCCCCUGGUGUUGCUGAGGGAGCACCUAGAAUGGUCAGGGUGGGAUCCUGAACUUGGGCAGCUGUCAUGAGAUCUAGGAUCUGUAUCGUUUCUAGGGCUGCAGGAUCUAGCCCAUGUAUGAGAAAGGUUCCCUCUCAGCUCUGUCUGGAGAGAGAGCUAGUCCCACUGUGGAAAUGUGGAUGCCCUGCCACAUAAUUACCUAUGGAGGGAAAGAGCAAGCACACUGUUCUGCUUUCUGGGCAUCAGAAAGAGAAAAAAAAUUAUAGUGAUUUAACUAUACAAGAAAGCAAAAGCCUUAAGAGCGUGUGUGUGGCAGCAAUACCUUGGGAUUCUAAGGGUAACAUUUAUCCUCCGGAUAUUGGUAAAGAAAGAAGAAAAAGUCAGACAUUAAUGCAGCCAUGGGAGGUUGAAAUCUGUUAUUUACUUUGCUACCACUGAAUGUUAAGUAUUUUAUCAACACCGGCAAACACAAUACAGUUCCUCUUCUUCCCCAACAAAUUGAACAGGAAAUUGAUUUUUAAGGAAACCAAUAUUUUCAGGUUUCUUCUCCCGGAGAACAUUCCAGCUGGUCCUUACCCUGCCUAUGACACAACCAGAAACUUGUCACAUAUUUUCUACUCAAAAUUUCCCAAGUGGGCUCAGUGUUUCGGCAGACACACUUUUUAAAAAAAUAGAAAUACAAGUUAGAAAAAAUUUAAUUUGAGCAACAUUCAACCACUGAACCAAUUUUUUGAGCAUACAGAACAUCCUAUAAAGAAGAGUUGCCAGAUACAUUUUAGGGAUGUUCUGAAUGGUUUAUCUGAGCAAUUCUCUUCCGCACCCUAGAGAUUUCUCCUGAACAGUUUGCUUAAGGCAGUAUAUGGGAUACAUUAUAGCAGUGGGAGGACUUUUGCUUAUUUUAAAGCCAGUGUUAAGGAAUUUGAUAUUUGACCAAACUGAGUUGAAUACAGGAGACUGGGGCAGAAGGAGGAGAAAAUAAAGUAAAUCUUGAGAAAUUUCAAAUUAUGAGGGUUUUUUAAAAAAAUGUCGUUUGUUUUGCUUCUUACGCUUACUCUCAUUCUCUUUGCUGCAUGAGCACCAAAAAUGAGGUCAUCACUUUCCAAGGGACAAGUUUUGAAGUAAGACUUGAGACCAUGAGAGUCUUUGGACAGGUGUCUCACUUCCUGUACAGUGGGCUUCUCUGCUUUGCUCCCAGCGCAUCUACUUCUCCACUGCAAGCGCUCCACACACACAGCCUGGCGAUGGUUCUCGAGGCCUGCACAUAACAGAGAACAUAAGGGGUUCUUCCCCAGAUAGCCCCGUUUCUCAUGUUCAACAUUAUGAGUUUAUUGCUUAUUAUUAUUAAUAUUUGAGUUCUGGAAUUAUGUAAACGAGAAAUUUAUGAUCCUGUUCUUUCCCUAAAGUCUGUGUAUUUUUCUAUACCAGAGAAUCAUCUAUUCGGAUCAUUCAUUCAGUCCUAAAAAAUAUUGACAUAGAAUAACACCGUGCUUACGAUGACCAGCGUUACUAUUACAUUUUUCUGUCUGUCUUCAUUUGAGUUAUCGUAAUGAAACUACCACACCAGAUACCUGUUAAUAUAGUGAGAUAUCUGGUGAUUUGCUAUUUGUUAAUAGCACUGGAAACCAAGAGCCACUAUUAAUGAACUUAAAAAUUCAGCAAAUCUUUCCCAAUACUAGAAGACUAAAUUAGUAAAUAUCUGGUAAUAUUAGUGCUUGCUAUUGUAAAUUUUUGCCAUUUUUGUUUUUCUUUGGGAAAAAAAAGUAACCUGGACCACACUGGAAAUUUCAUUGUUCUGAUUCAAGAGUAGAAAUAGAAAAAUAAUUAUUUUAUACUUUGCUUAUAUUUGAGAAUGAAUGUAUAUAUUGGAAAUGUCUAUAAGUGUGUCUCUGCCCAUAAUUUAUGAUCUAUUGUAUUUUCUUAAAUGUCUUAGAAGUAUUGUUCCUUAAUAUAACAUUAUUUGUACACUCCAGAUUUUAGAUUAAUAUCCAGCUGACAGUGUUAAAAAUCAAAUUCUUAUUCCUCAAGUCAUUCAGUUUGUAUUGUAACCAUCUUGAUUUUAAGGUAAAUUAUAGCAAUUUUAGCUAUAAAUGAGUUCAUUUAACCUUACUACUUAAAACUGCUGAAGUUGUAAAAGGCACUUGAUUUGAUUGCCCAACGAAAGAUAAAAUGUAAACUGAUGGUUACAAAGGUGAAGGACCUCAGAUCUUGUGAGCAUUUUGUUUUCUUAUUAUUUCUUUUAGUGACUGUAGUGCAUGAUGACUAAUUAAGGUUAUAGUGUCUUACACAACUCCUACUUUAAUGCUAGUAUUUCUCAGUGUCCCUGUAAUUUGACACAGAGUUGUUACUUCAUGAACCUUAAAGACUUUGCAUUUUUAUUAUCAAAAAAUGAACAUAAAGGGAAUAUGUGGUUACUUUGAAGUAUAUUCUAGUAAAGAAUACCUCAGCAUGGCUGUAACAUAGCCAGAGGGGUUUGGGGUAUGGGUCAUGCUUUGGAGGGAGAGGUAUGUGGCGAGACUAAACUGUAGACAGUGAGCACUGUAGGAGUAAUGUCUGGGUCAGGUUUCCACUAAGGAGCUCCAUAACAGAUUACUCUGCUGAAGACUGCCUCUCUUACAGUAACUUACUUCUUUUGGGGGGUGCUGAAUCAGAAGCAUUCCUUAGUGUUCACUUAGGGCAGAAAGCCCAUAUCAUCCGUGUUAGUACUCUGAGGAAGUCUGCCUUUGCUUUCAUUACAAGAAAGCUGUUCUGUGGCUGUCAUCCUUCAGCUGGGGUCCAUGUGGAUGUCUCACCCCCAGCUGCACACGGCCCUUAAACCCACCAGUUCACGAUUGCAGUAUGAUGAGUAUUAAUGCCAGACACAGCUUCUAGCUGGCACCAUAUGAGAACUUCUACCCUAGGCCCCUUUGCUGUUGGGAACAAAAUGGAAAGAAGGAAAGUGAGAACACAUUAGCCCCAGCCACUGCCUGUGACUCCAGUCAUUAAUUGGAAAUCCUAAAACAUUCUAGGCCCAACAUACAAGAAUGUCCACAGGUUUUUUGAUCCAGAGACACAGCCUUUAUGAUUUCUGCUGAAGAUGAAGGAAUCUCACGUGUGUUCUUUGUGCAUUAAGAUUAACAUAUUCUCAAAAGUUACGGUAUAAAAAGGUAAAUGAAAAUUGUAUUUAUGCAGAUAUUGUAAAUCAUUUAUAAUCAUGAAAAGUUAGAAUAGACUGUUAACCAAUUGUGUUCAGGAAAAUUCUGAAGGAAAGAGUCUCAACACUUCUGAAAGAAACAUUUGUACUUUGGAGAUGUAGCCAUUUCAUUACACAGAGAUAUUUAAGAAUUACCAAGUUCUACUUGAGUAGCUCCAGUGGAGCUAGAGACAUGGGGCAUGCCACGUGGGUGGACAGCAGUCACUAAUGUUCAUGUCACCUGCUUUAACACUUAAGACUAAAAGUAAAUUGGAAAUGAAAAUCCUACCUUUUCCAUUUUUUCUAAUUCACUUUUAACUAAAGACCUACCUGUACACAAUUCUAAAGGUAAUUAUUUAAGGAUGAGAUCCAGAUGUAAUAUGUCUGUAUUUUCCACCAAAAGUGUUCUCAGGAUGAUGGGGCAAGGGAGGGCACAUUCUCAGAAAGCAGUAUUACAGAAAAUCCAAAUGUGCUUCAGCCAUCUACUCCUGAAAACCAGCCUGGGUAUGUUAGCAGAUUUUGUUUGCAUUUGUCUUGAGUAUUUUAAAGACUCAGGAAAUACAGCCUUGAUCCAAAACACUGAGGGGAAAACACCAAACAAAACACAGUUUAAUAACUUGAAGUAGCAGCAUAGAAUAGGCCCAACUGAGAGACUAGAAGGAAGAUAAAAAGUUUACAGAAUCAACUCCCCUGGAAAGUGAUAACAAGUCCUAUUUAUGGUGGGCAGAGGACCUUCCAUGGUCAGACCUGGGUCCCUAUUGAGCAGAUGGUUAGUACUUGAAUGUUCACAUAUGGGAGUGUGUGGACCAAGCACAGCCCAUGUCCCAGAUCCUCAGAGGAGGGAAGGAAAGAAACAUGCUUUCCAGUCAUUGGCCCAAGCCCAAAACCACUUGGGAUUCAGCAGUGAAUGAUAGGUAAGGAAUAAGAGAACAAUAAAUAAUUUCUCAACAUGCAUGCCAUUUGUGUAGACGUUCAGAACCACAUAUGUGUAGAUGUAUUUCUCAGCCUACACGUGUACAUCACAAUCCCAUGGCAUAAAACUGAAUAUGGAGCCUGGUGAUGUCAGUUAUGACCUUGAGCUGUAACCACGGCCUUAUUGCCACAUUUUGUGAUGUCUACACAUUGAGCAGCCCAUUGAUUUUAGGAUUUUUAAACUGUAAGUAUUCCUACUAAAUGCACUUAUCUUUCUACAUGUUUAAAUAUUUUGGUAAAAUUGAUUUAUUAGAUACUUGGUAUUUUAAUAAGAUAAAACUUCCUCAAGUGUUUGGUUAAUGCUUUCAUUUCAAGAUUGCACAUUUUUGAGUUAGAGCUCAGAAGAUAUUAUGCAGCUUUGGGCAUUUUCAACUGCAGACUGCAGUUUUCUUGGCUAAAAAUUGCACUGUGUGUUCUUGUGCAUUGACUUCUAAGAUGACAUCAGUAGCUGUGAUGCUAAAGUCACCACUGCCUCUGAUGGCAGUGUAGCCAUUACAUGACCAUUUAUUUACUUAUUGUGCCAAAUAAUGGCAUUUUGGUCAUCUUGUGCUAAGUAAUGGCAUUUUGGAUGUCCCCAAAAAUAAAGUGAAUCAUUUUAAGUGUGAGUUGUUGGAAGGUGUACACUUCUGUUUCUUUCAGCUCUUUUAUUCUUACACUUAGGCUUUCUGUUCAAGAUUUAAUCAUCCACUCAUGAAAGAAGAAUUGGCCAAAAAUAGAUUACCCAAAAAUGGCAGGAAGGGCCACCCUGGCUAGAUAAGACCUCCCAACAACAUCGAAUGUAGUUAGUGCUUAGUGAAGUCCUUUAAAUCUAUAUGCAUAUGCUUUCCUCAAUAUUAAUAUCAGAACUGCUGCUUUUGUACUUUUUAAUGGUGUUGCGAUUAAACCACAAUUAUACCUGCUACAUAUUACUAACAAAGCUGGGCAGCUGAGAAAUAAAAGGGAAUACAUUCUGUUCUGUAAGGAUUUGAUUCACUUUCAUAUUUCUUUUUCACUAAAGAAAGUUGUUUGAAAAUAAAUUUGAGUCCAAAAAGUAUGGGUAGCAUGUUACCUGAACUUUUAAUUUCUACAUUUUGAUGUCUGAUUAUUUGCAUGGAAGAGACAGUAGUGCAAUGUCUGAAUUGUUCUCUUGUGCUUGGUUAAUAUGUACCAUUUCAAAUGCCAUUCCUUAUGCUUUUGUUUUCAGAGAUACUCAAAGCAAAAUAUACCAGUGGUCUUUUAUUUUCUGACCAAUCUAAAAAUACCUGUGAUUAAAUUUACUUUGUUAAUGUAAAUAAAAACUUCUUGCCAAUGAGUAUUAUUGUUGUUAGACAACGAAUGCAAUAAAAAGAGAAAUAUGGA